GCCCCGCUGCUUGGGUCAGCGCAGCCUGGAAACUAGCAGCUGCAACUCCUCGGAACCGCCGCCUCCGACUCUGCGCGCUCGGACCCCGAGCGCCUGCGUCUGUCCCGGAAGGCAGCCACCAUGGACUCGGCGCCGGAGCUGCUCUUCUACGUGAACGGCCGCAAGGUGAUAGAAAAAAAUGUCGAUCCUGAAAUGAUGCUGUUACCGUAUCUGAGGAAGAAGCUUCGACUCACAGGAACUAAGUAUGGCUGUGGAGGAGGCGGCUGUGGAGCCUGCACUGUGAUGAUAUCACGAUAUAACCCCAUCACCAAGAAAAUAAGACAUCAUCCAGCCAAUGCCUGUCUGAUUCCCAUCUGUUCUCUGUAUGGAUCUGCUGUCACCACAGUAGAAGGCAUAGGAAGCACCAAGACCAGAAUUCACCCCGUCCAGGAAAGGAUCGCCAAGUGUCAUGGCACCCAGUGUGGAUUCUGCACCCCUGGAAUGGUGAUGUCCAUCUAUACGCUGCUUAGGAAUCAUCCAGAGCCUACUCUGGAUCAGUUAACUGAUGCCCUUGGUGGUAACCUUUGUCGUUGUACUGGAUACAGGCCCAUCAUUGAUGCAUGCAGGACUUUCUGUAAAACUUCUGGCUGCUGUCAAAGUAAAGAAAAUGGGAUUUGCUGUUUAGAUGAAGAAAUAAAUGGAUUACAAGAGUUUGAGGAUGAAAAUAAGAUAAAUCCCAAACUCUUCUUAGAAGAGGAUUUUCUGCCUUUGGAUCCAACCCAGGAACUGAUAUUUCCUCCUGAACUAAUGAGAAUGGCUGAGAAGCAGCCGCAAACAACCAGAGUUUUUGGUGGUGAUAGAAUGACAUGGAUUUCUCCAGUGACGCUGAAGGAACUUCUAGAAGCUAAAUUCAAGUAUCCCAAGGCCCCUGUUGUCAUGGGGAACACCUCUGUGGGGCCUGAAGUAAAAUUUAAAGGUGUCUUUCACCCAAUUAUAAUUUCUCCUGAUAGAAUUGAAGAACUGAGUGUGGUAAACCAUGGACAUAAUGGGCUAACACUGGGUGCUGGCCUCAGCCUGGAUCAGGUGAAGGACAUCCUGGCUGAUGUGAUCCAGAACUUCCCAUAUGAGAAGACACAGACAUACCGUGCUCUCCUGAAGCAUUUGGCAACUCUGGCUGGGUCCCAGAUAAGGAACAUGGCUUCUUUAGGGGGCCACAUCAUGAGCAGGCAUCUAGAUUCAGAUCUGAAUCCCCUCCUGGCCGUGGGUAACUGUACCCUCAACUUGCUCUCUAAAGAAGGAGAACGACAGAUUGCUUUAAAUGAGCAAUUUCUCAGCAAGUGCCCCGAUGCAGAUCUCAAGCCUCACGAAAUCUUGGUCUCAGUGAACAUCCCCUACUCGAGGAAGUGGGAAUUUGUGUCAGCUUUUCGACAAGCGCAGCGGCAACAGAAUGCACUAGCUAUAGUCAAUUCAGGGAUGAGAGUCUUUUUUGGAGAAGGGGGUGGCAUCAUUAGAGAGUUAUCCAUCUUCUAUGGAGGUGUUGGUCCAACUACCAUCUGUGCCAAGAAUUCCUGCCAGAAACUCAUUGGAAGACCCUGGAAUGAAAAGACACUGGAUACAGCCUGCAGGCUGGUUCUGGAAGAAGUCUCCCUUCCAGGCUCUGCUCCAGGUGGGAAGGUAGAGUUCAAGAGGACUCUCAUCAUCAGCUUCCUCUUCAAGUUCUACUUGGAAGUGUCACAGAUUUUAAGGAGGAUGGACCCCAGUCACUAUCCUCAGCUUACAGACAAGUAUGAGAGUGCUUUAGAAGAUCUUUAUUCCAGACAUCGCUGGAGUACAGCAAAGUACCAGAAUGUAGACCCAAAGCAACCUCCUCAAGACCCGAUUGGCCAUCCCAUCAUGCAUCUGUCUGGUAUUAAGCAUGCCACGGGGGAAGCCAUCUACUGUGACGACCUGCCGGUGGUGGACCGGGAGCUUUUCUUGACUUUUGUAACGAGUUCAAGAGCUCAUGCUAAGAUCGUGUCUAUUGAUCUGUCAGAAGCUCUCAGCCUGCCAGGCGUGGUGGAUGUCGUGACUGCAGAACAUCUUGGCGAUGCAAACUCCUUCUGCCUUUUAACCAUACCUGAACAAUUUCUGGCAACAGAUAAGGUAUUUUGCGUGGGUCAUCUUGUCUGUGCCGUGAUUGCCGACUCUGAAGUUCAGGCAAAGAGAGCUGCCAUGCGAGUGAAGAUUGUCUACAAAGACUUGGAGCCAUUGAUCCUAACAAUUGAGGAAGCUAUACAGCACAACUCCUUCUUCGAACCAGAAAGGAAACUAGAAUAUGGAAAUGUUGAUGAAGCAUUUAAAAUGGCUGAUCAAAUUCUUGAAGGAGAAAUACAUAUGGGAGGUCAAGAACACUUUUAUAUGGAAACUCAAAGCAUGCUUGUUGUUCCCAAAGGAGAAGAUCAAGAAAUGGAUGUCUAUGUGUCCACACAGUUUCCUAAAUACAUACAGGACAUAGUUGCCUCAACCUUAAAGCUCCCAGCUAACAAGGUCAUGUGUCACGUGAGGCGUGUCGGUGGUGCGUUUGGGGGUAAGGUGAUCAAAACCGGCAUCAUGGCCGCCGUCACUGCGUUUGCUGCUAACAAACAUGGGCGUGCCAUCCGCUGCAUUCUGGAACGAGGAGAAGACAUGUUAAUAACUGGAGGCCGCCACCCCUACUUUGGGAAGUACCGAGCUGGAUUCAUGAAUGAUGGCAGAAUCUUGGCCCUCGACAUGGAGCAUUAUAGCAAUGGAGGCGCCUCCCUAGAUGAGUCAAUAUUUGUGAUAGAAAUGGGACUUCUGAAAAUGGACAAUGCAUAUAAGUUUCCCAACCUGCGCUGCCGGGGGAGAGCAUGCAGAACCAACCUUCCAUCCAACACAGCCUUGCGUGGGUUUGGCUUUCCUCAGGCAGGGCUGAUCACCGAACACUGUAUCACGGAAGUUGCAGCCAAAUGUGGUUUGUCCCCUGAGAAGGUCCGACAGAUAAAUAUGUAUAAUGAAAUUGAUCAAACGCCCUACAAACAAGAGAUUAAUGCUGAGAACCUGAUCCAGUGUUGGAGAGAGUGUAUGGCCAUGUCUUCCUACUCCCUGAGGAAAGCAGCCGUGGAAAAAUUCAAUGCAGAGAAUUACUGGAAGAAGAAAGGGCUGGCUAUGGUCCCCCUGAAGUAUCCUGUUGGCCUUGGCUCACUCGCUGCUGGUCAGGCUGCUGCCCUGGUUCACAUUUAUCUAGAUGGCUCUGUGCUAGUCACACAUGGUGGCAUUGAAAUGGGGCAAGGAGUCCACACUAAAAUGAUUCAGGUGGCUAGCCGUGAAUUAAGGAUGCCUAUGUCCAACGUCCACCUCCGUGGAACCAGCACAGAAACCGUCCCUAAUGCGAAUGUCUCUGGAGGGUCUGUGGUGGCGGAUCUCAACGGAUUGGCAGUGAAGGAUGCUUGCCAAACUCUUCUAAAGCGCCUUGAACCCAUCAUCAGCAAGAAUCCUCAAGGAACUUGGAAGGAUUGGGCCCAGGCUGCUUUCGAUGAAAGCAUUGGCCUCUCAGCUAUUGGAUACUUCAGGGGUUAUGAGUCAGACAUGAACUGGGAGAAGGGUGAAGGCCAUCCCUUUGAGUACUUUGUUUACGGUGCUGCCUGUUCUGAGGUUGAAAUAGACUGCCUGACUGGGGACCAUAAGAAUAUCAGAACAGACAUUGUUAUGGAUGUUGGCUGCAGUAUAAAUCCAGCCCUGGACAUAGGCCAGAUCGAAGGAGCAUUUAUUCAAGGCAUGGGACUUUAUACAAUAGAAGAACUGAAUUAUUCUCCUCAGGGCAUUCUGUACAGUCGUGGCCCAAAUCAAUAUAAAAUUCCUGCCAUCUGUGAUGUUCCCACUGAGUUGCACAUUUCUUUUUUGCCUCCAUCCAAAAACUCGAAUACCCUGUAUUCUUCCAAGGGUCUGGGAGAGUCCGCGGUGUUCCUGGGAUGUUCAGUGUUUUUUGCCAUCCGCGAUGCUGUGAGCGCAGCACGCCAAGAGAGAGGCCUGUGUGGACCAUUGAAGCUCCACAGCCCACUGACCCCAGAGAAGAUUAGAAUGGCUUGUGAAGACAAGUUCACAAAAAUGAUUCCAAGAGAUGAACCUGGAUCCUACAUUCCUUGGAAUGUAUGCAUAUGAUUCGAAUAUAAACCUCUGGAGAAAAUGGAGUGACUGUUCACAUAGACAUCUAUCCAGUCUUAAUACUCUAAGAUGCUAGAUCCGAAAAUCAGAUUUCACAGUUCAGAAAUCAUUCUAUGGAGUGUAGCUUUUAUAUAAAGCUGAUUUGAAAUAUUCUAUUUAGAUUUUGAUAGAUGUGCUUAAGCAAUCGAUAAAUCAUUUAAAAUGGUAUAAAUAGUAAUUGGUUUCCUCUAGGUUGAUAUUCUCUAUUACUCUACUCCUUAGAUUCAUUCGGCUAAAUGCAGUAGAUGAUGAUUUGUAUGUGAUUCAUACUUGGUUUGAUUCCACCAAUAGAAAUCAGACUGUCUAGUGAAAGGCAAAUUCAAAAUAAAUUUUAUAUUACUUUAACUUGGAAA
Messenger RNA from Tupaia belangeri chinensis (Chinese tree shrew), 4532 nucleotides. Its product is annotated as aldehyde oxidase. NCBI's taxonomy places the organism in Eukaryota, Metazoa, Chordata, Mammalia, Scandentia, Tupaiidae. The transcript is spliced from 35 exons. The record is from RefSeq and is a predicted model, not a curated record. The coding region runs from base 121 to 4137 and encodes 1338 amino acids. Gene Ontology annotation, molecular function: molybdopterin cofactor binding; FAD binding; 2 iron, 2 sulfur cluster binding.